AUGCGCAAAGCCGCCGCCCAGCGGAAGCGCCACCACCACACCGCCCAGCCUAUGCCCCCGGAAAAUUUGGGUUCUUCGAGCACACAAGUACUUCUUGGCGCCGACACGUUGCAGCAGCUGCCCACCGAGGAGCAGAGAGCCACGCUGAAGCGCAAGCAGGAACAUGAACUAGAAAAAGACCGGUCGGCGAUGACAUUGGCUGUGAAGGCCCCGCCGAAGCCGGUUCACCCGCAAGCCGUCCACUCGACGACCCAACAGGCCACCGCCGCCAAAUUCAUGCCCAAGGCGACUGCCGGCCGGACCAAGCAGAGCACCGAGGGAGAGUAUCAGUUGAUCAAGAACGAGGUGCUCGUCUCGCCGUACCGCAACCAGUAUGAGGUGCUCGAGUUCCUGGGAAAGGGCACUUUUGGUCAGGUAGUGAAAGCGUGGAAGAAGGGCACGAAUGAGAUCGUAGCGAUCAAGAUCCUUAAGAAGCACCCCAGCUAUGCCAGGCAGGGCCAGAUUGAGGUCUCAAUCCUAUCCCGCCUCUCCAGCGAGAAUGCCGAGGAGUACAACUUCGUGCGGGCGUUCGAGUGCUUCCAGCACAAGAGCCACACGUGUCUCGUGUUCGAGAUGCUCGAGCAGAAUCUGUACGACUUCCUCAAGCAGAACAAGUUCCAGCCCCUGCCCCUCAACUCGAUUCGGCCCAUCGUCCAACAGGUCCUGACCGCGUUGAUGAAGCUGAAGCACCUCGGGUUGAUCCAUGCCGACUUGAAGCCGGAGAACAUCAUGUUGGUGGACCCCGGGAAUCAGCCGUUCCGCGUGAAGGUCAUCGACUUCGGGUCGGCGUCGCAUCGGAGCAAGGCGGUGACGAACACCUAUCUGCAGAGUCGUUACUACAGAGCACCUGAAAUCAUCCUCGGACUCCCCUUCAAGGAGGCAAUCGACAUGUGGUCACUGGGUUGCGUGAUUGCUGAGCUUUUCCUCGGUUGGCCCCUGUACCCCGGCUCGAGCGAGUACGACCAGAUACGGUAUAUCGUCCAAACGCAAGGACUCCCACCGAUAGAGAUGCUUGAAGCUGCCGCCAAGGUGCACCGCUUCUUCAAGGAGAUCAAGGUUACCAACGGCGGCCCCGGACAGAACUACUGGCGCCUGAAGACCACCGAGGAGUUCGAGCAGAGCAGCGCUCACACAAAGUCGAAGGAGACAAGGAAGUACAUCUUCAAUUGUCUGGACGAUGUCCCAAGAGCUUACCAACAGCACGCCCUCUACCCGAUCGACAACGACCCGGUGGAAGCGGCUUGCGACCGGAUGGACCGUCAAGAAUUUGUGGACUUGCUGAAAAAGAUGCUUGUCUUAAACCAGGACUAUCGGCUACCACCCUACGAGGGAUUGCAGCACAAUUUUGUGACGAUGUCCCAUCUGUCGAACUACAGUCAGAGCAAGUAUGUCCGCAACGCACUACGCAGCAUGGAAGUGACGGUGCGCAGCCGAGUCCAACAAGCCGCCGCCCAAAACCCGGCCCUCCUUCGAGUUGCGCAAGCUCCUACGGCUCCAGUUGUUGCCCCGCAACCUCAAAUAGCACCGCCUGCUCUCGCCCCUGCUCCGAUCGUCCAAGCCGCUCCCCAGCCCGACCUGACGCACGUGCUCAACCAGUACGGAGCUGCAGUCGCUGCUGCGACAGCUCGCCAACAACAGCAGUACAUCUUCGCGCCCCAGCCGACCGGCCUCGUACCGCAGUUCGUCCCCGUCUCCAUCAUGGACCCGAACCUCCUUGCCGCCCAGGCUCAAGCCGCCUGGCCCACCGGCCAGGGCGUUAUCGGCUGGCCGGCCGCUGCCGCCGCGGCGCUGUUCCCGAACGGCUGCUUCCCGAACGACCUGCUCAGCCAGGCGAACGCCGUCAACCAGGCGGCCGCCCUUGCCGCCCGAGCCGCCGCCGCCGGAAACUCGCAGUUCUCGCAAAUGCUCGCCGCCACCGCGCAAAGCCAACCGAAGGUCUUCCCCAACCUCACCCAGCAGAUCCCCCACCUCGCCCAGGCGACUGGCGUGCCAAAUUUUGAUGAUCCGGCGUGGGCCGCCAGCGUCGGACUGCUGCCCGGAGCGGCCGCCGCGCUCGCGCACGCUCAGCGCGAAGCCGCCGCCGCGUCGACGUCGGGCCAGCAACGCCAAAAGGAAUCCGGAGUGCAUAGCUCCGGUGAGCCGACGCCAAUCCCCCGCCCCACCGCCCGACUCCCCGAUGCCUCGCCCGCCGUCUCCGUCAUCACCCUCAACUCCAACGACGACGACUCUCGCCACGCCCUCUCCCAGGGCGUCUCCGGCAUGCAGCAGCAGAACUUGCAGCAGAAUAUGCAACACGGACUGCAGCACAACCUCCUCCAGCACCACCAGGACCUCGCCACAGCCCUCGCCGCCUUCACCUCAUUUGAACAAGCGAACCAGGCAGCCGCCGUUGCGGCCGCUGUUGCCGGCCGGAAACCAUCGACCAAGUGUGCCGUUGUUCGCCCGAUGAUCGAUGUCAACCGAGAGGGUGACCUCAUCCAGCAGCAACAACAACAGCAGCACCACGCCCAGCAGCAACAGCAAUCCGCCGAGAUGGCGCUCCUAAACGCGGCCCUCUGGCAACAACAACACCAGCAUCAGCAUCAGCACCAC
Messenger RNA from Mesorhabditis spiculigera, 2631 nucleotides. NCBI's taxonomy places the organism in Eukaryota, Metazoa, Nematoda, Chromadorea, Rhabditida, Rhabditidae. The record is from the annotation of a GenBank genome assembly.